GGAACUCACAAACGGCAACCAUCAAACUCCUCUCUUCCUGGUCCACAGAGGAAGAACUUUAUUUUGUCUGUUUCUACUGUGAGCCCAAUUCGUACCUUUGUUGCUCCAAUUCCUUCCAAGGACAAUGCUUCGCAACGAAGAAAAGCGUCCAAAACAUGAAAUGGUUCAUCGCGAACUCCGUUCUAAUCAACCUUUCAACAGAUCUCUGUACUGCUUGUCCAUGCCGUCGCUAGCUGUCUUUCUCAUCAUCGCCAUGAUCAUCCAGAUGAAUUUCAUCCGUUACAUAUUUCUAGGUAUCCUACGGGCUGCUCCGUCCGAGUCAGAACACUUCUCUUUGCCUCUACAGGUUUCCACGCCUCCAAUAACCUCUGUGUGGCCUGCAAAAGCAACGGGAAGCACCGUUAUAGCAUUCGAUGCAAAUGAGACGAAAUCGACCGCCUUGCGUGUCUUUUCCUCCCAUAAUUCCUCCUCCAAACGAACCGCCGCUAUUGUACUCUUUGGUAUUCCCAAAGAGUUUCCAGUUAUAUGGAAGCACUACGAAGACAACUUGAUAAGGCUCAAUCCCAACGUAACCUUUUCCGUAACAAUCCAUCUCUACAACGACGUUACCAAGCUGACGAAUCUGAAAAACAACGAAUUUGACGUUGACGUUGAGUCGGAGGACCGUAUUGCAGAAGUGCUCCGAAACUAUCAUCCUACGAUUGUAUCCACCAAGCAAGCUGAUGUUGAUCAAGAGCUGGAGUGGAUUACAUCGGAGCACGUGCUUCCCCGCUUCCACCAGCCUAACUGGACGGUUGCUGUGGUCAAAAACAUGUUUCGACAAGGCUUCUCGAUACGGAGUGCCUUUCAUGCGGCACCAAAGGAUGGUAUGUAUCUUUUUCUCCGAUCCGACACCUUGCUGUUCUCCCCGAUAAUUUUGCCAUCCAAUGCUAGUCCCGAGGAUAUUUAUGUUCCGGGAUGGCAGGGUACCAAGGAUAAAUCCCGGUACAUAGACCGAUUGGAGAUUUGUGGUUCUGAAUCCUCCGCUGGCGUUUAUGCGGAAGCAAAGUGGGCGCCCUUUCUGAAUUUUGUGCGGAACAUUUCUGGGACCUUUGAGAGCGACGGGGUGCCAUUCUUGCGCAACUCGGAGCGAAUGCUGAGGGUCUGGCUUGAUGACAAUAGUCGUCAUGCGCCAGUUCGAGUCAAGUUAAUGCCACGGUCGUGGGCCCAGAUUAUGCGCAUUCGAGGUGAGGGUAAGGUGGAUGAACAGGACAUGCGAACCCAUGUGAAUGCGACUGGGGACUGGACAAAAACAACAAUAGACACUCUGAUGGUGCUGAAAAAGGAGAAAAUGCUAGGGUUAUGA
Messenger RNA from Phaeodactylum tricornutum CCAP 1055/1, 1345 nucleotides. RefSeq lists its product with no specific name. The transcript has a single exon. NCBI's taxonomy places the organism in Eukaryota, Bacillariophyta, Bacillariophyceae, Surirellales, Neidiaceae. Bases 125 to 1345 code for a protein of 406 amino acids. The record is from RefSeq and is a predicted model, not a curated record.